This is a messenger RNA of Rhea pennata, 2075 nucleotides long. RefSeq names its product albumin (gene ALB). Gene Ontology annotation, cellular component: cytoplasm; blood microparticle. Gene Ontology annotation, biological process: transport. The record is from RefSeq and is a predicted model, not a curated record. Lineage: Eukaryota; Metazoa; Chordata; Aves; Rheiformes; Rheidae. The coding region runs from base 28 to 1878 and encodes 616 amino acids. The transcript is spliced from 15 exons.
AUUCAGCCCACUAAAUAAUCUGCAGCCAUGAAGUGGGUAACGUUAAUUUCAUUUAUUUUCCUCUUUAGUUUUGCUGCAUCCAGGAAUCUGAGAAGAGUUGCUCGAGAGUCAGAGCACAAGAGUGAGAUUGCCCAUCGGUACAAUGAUUUGAAAGAAGAUACAUUUAAAGCAGUCACCAUGAUCACAUUUGCCCAGUAUCUCCAGAGAUGCUCUUAUGAGAAGCUCUCUGAGCUGGUGAAGGAUGUUGUUGACCUGGCACACAAGUGUGUGAGCCAUGAGGAUGCUCCUGAGUGCACAAAGUCACUGCCCACAAUUUUCCUGGAUGAAAUCUGCCACGUAGAAAAACUCCGGGACUCAUAUGGUGCAAUGGCAGACUGCUGUGACAAAGCUGAUCCUGAGCGAAACGAGUGUUUCUUGUCAUUUAAAGUUCACCAACCGGACUUCAUUCAGCCAUACCAAAGACCAGCUUCUGAUGUGAUAUGCAAGGAAUACCAAGACGACAGAGUGUUAUUUCUGGGACAUUUCAUCUAUUCGGUUGCAAGAAGAAACCCUUUCCUGUAUGCUCCUGCAAUCCUUAGCUUGGCUGCUGAUUACGAACACGCACUUCAAAGCUGUUGCAAAGAGAGUGACAUCGGUACUUGCUUGGAUGAAAAGGCAGCUGCCAUAAAAGAAAAAGCCAAGAAAAUAAGCAUCAAGCACAAAUAUUCCUGUGGAAUCCUCAAGAAGUUUGGAGAGAGAAUUUUCCAAGCAGAAAAUCUUGCUCGCCUUAGCCAAAAAUAUCCCAAGGCUCCAUUCGCAGAACUUCGUAAACUUACAGGUGAAGUUAAGGACAUUCACAAAGAGUGCUGUGAGGGGGACAUGGUGGAGUGCAUGGAUGACAGGGCAGAGCUUGUGAACUACGUGUGCUCUAAACACGAGGUUUUCUCAAGUAAAAUCAAAGACUGCUGCGAGAAACCAAUUGUGGAACGAAGCCAGUGUAUUAUGGAAGCAGAGUUUGAUGAGAAACCUGACAAUCUUCCUUCACUGGUUGACAGAUACAUACACGACAAGGAAGUGUGUAAACACUUUGAGGCUGACCACUCCUUAUUCAUGGCAGAGUUUCUUUACGAAUACUCAAGAAGACACCCAGAGUUCUCCAGUCAGCUACUUCUGAGAGUUGCUAAGGGCUAUGAAGAUCUCCUGGAAAAGUGCUGCAAAACUGACAAUCCAGCCGAAUGUUAUGGAAAUGCUGAAGAGGAAUUGAAAAAACAUAUUAAAGAAACUCAGGAUGUUGUAAAGACAAACUGUGAUCUUCUUACUGCCCAUAGUGAACCAGACUUCCUCAAAGAAAUUCUGAUCCGCUACACUAAGAAAAUGCCUCAGGUAUCAACUGAUACCUUGCUUGAAAUUGGAAAGAAAAUGACAGCUGUUGGUGUUAAGUGCUGCCAUCUUCCUGAAGAAAAACGCCUACCUUGCUCUGAGGGAUAUCUGAGCAUUGUGAUUCAGGAUAUGUGCAAGAGACAGGAGACCACACCGAUAAACGACAACGUUUCACACUGCUGCAGUGACUCCUAUGCUUACAGGAGACCAUGCUUCACUGCCUUGGGAACAGAUGACAAAUACGUGCCUCCACCAUUUAACCCUGAGAUGUUCAGCUUUGAUGAAAAAUUGUGCACUGCUUCUCCUGCUGAACAGCAAGUCAGCCAGAUGAAAUUGCUUAUCAACCUCAUCAAACGCAAGCCCCAGAUGACAGCAGAACAAAUAAAGACAAUUGCUGAUGGUUUCACUGCCAUGGUAGACAAGUGCUGCAAGCAAACAGACAUUGAUACGUGCUUUGGGGAAGAGGGUGCAAACCUAAUUGUCCAGAGCAGAGCCACAUUAGGAAUUGGAGGAGUUUAAUACAUGGAUGCCAGUGGGGAAGAUAAGAAGAUAAGAUGUUUCUGUGCAACUUCUGCUGCCCAUGACCUUUUUUCCUUGGUAUUGAAUGAAUGUUUCAUAGAUCUUCAGUGUUUUGUCAAACCAUGUGCUUUUCCAGAAACUUUCCAAUUCUAUUACUUUGAAAAAAAUGAAUAAUAAAUAAAAGCUUUAUAAAUCAA